Molecule: messenger RNA, 1438 nt
Organism: Gymnodraco acuticeps
Lineage: Eukaryota; Metazoa; Chordata; Actinopteri; Perciformes; Bathydraconidae
Product: putative nuclease HARBI1
Exons: 2
Coding region: 111-1202 (363 amino acids)
Source: RefSeq, a predicted model, not a curated record
AGAAGAAGACCCAGCUUCCAUGACACUUGUAAUGUACUACUGUUUACUUUUUGUCAGCCGUUCUUUUCUCCAGCCACAUCUGAAUUUAAACUCAGUACAAUAGUAAUCAAAUGGCCUUUGCUCUGCCAGUGUGGCUCGCGGUCCAGAAGGAGCUCCUCGAGCAGACCCACGUGGAUCCGACGUGUUUCGACCAAUUCGACGACGGUGCUUUGUUUCUGGUGUUUCACCUCACCAGACCAUGUAUCGCGUUCAUCACAGACGCUGUGCGCAUCCGCUUAAAGAAAAUCGACUCGAAGAAAGGAGAACUGUGCGCGGACGAGAUGGUCAUGGUGGCUCUGAACUAUUACGCGCAUGGAGUUGCCUCCCCCGACCUCCUGCUGAGAGCUGGACAGAGCCAGGCGGAUUGCCCCGAGAUCCUCAGCACAGUCUCCGAGGUAUUGGCGGGGAUGUCCGAUGCGUUCAUCUCCUUCCCACUGUUCCACAAUGCCAAAAAUAGUGUCGCCUCUAGGAUUGAGAAGUUCUGCGGGAUCCCAAACGCGCUGGGCGUCCUGGCUCCAGCACACUUUAGGAUCAGAGCCUCUCCAUAUGAGAAGGAGAGGUUCAGGUCUUUCCUCAACACGUUGGGUUUCACAUCGGUGUCGAGCCAGCUCAUAUGUGACAGCGACGGAAACAUACUGAGUGUGGAGAAGUGUUGUGUGGGCAGCAUGUAUGAGGAGGACAUGUGGUACUCAUCCAUCAAAGGGAAGGAGAUGGAGGAGGAAGUGCAUGGACCGUUUUGGGUUAUUGGUGGGAAAGGAUACAACCUGAGCAAACAUGUCCUGACUCCUGUGGCAGAACCUACAAAUGAAAAAGAGAUCCGCUUUAACGAGGCCCACACAAAGAUCCAAAAGGUAAUGCGGAAUACACUCGGCUCCAUGAAGUGGCGUUUCAGGUGUCUAAUGCAACUUGGUUUUGCAAACGAUGAAUCUUUGGACAAAAAAAACAACAUCAUCAAGGCAUGCUGUGUCCUUCAUAACCUCGCUAAGAAGUUCUCCGUCCCUCCCCCGCCUGUAGCUGGUAAAAUUGAGCCCCUGCAUCCAAGCAAGUUGCGAACAGUGCCAGCCAAGAUCAUCCCCGAGGCCUUAAAAGCCAGACAGGAAAUCAUCGAUGUUAAGUUCUCUAGCAGCUUCAGUAGCCAGGACACAUCGAAUCAAGACACAUAAGAGGAUGCUUGAGCGGGUGUGUUGUCAUCAACAUACAUCGAGGACAAUCACUGGACCCAAAACCCAGCUCAGAAUGCAAAAUGUAAAUAGUUUGUUACUGUUGACACUAACGGAAAAUGUGACGCAUGUUGUCUUUUCAUUUCAUUUAAAGACUUUGUAAACACAUUCAGAUAUAUUUGUUAAUAAAAAUUAUUUUAUUUCUUGUACAAAUAAAGUCUGAAUGUAAUGCGAAAAAA